This is a messenger RNA of Hylaeus anthracinus, 3008 nucleotides long. RefSeq names its product carboxypeptidase M. Bases 757 to 2241 code for a protein of 494 amino acids. The transcript has 10 exons. NCBI's taxonomy places the organism in Eukaryota, Metazoa, Arthropoda, Insecta, Hymenoptera, Colletidae. The record is from RefSeq and is a predicted model, not a curated record. Gene Ontology annotation, molecular function: zinc ion binding; metallocarboxypeptidase activity. Gene Ontology annotation, cellular component: cell surface. Gene Ontology annotation, biological process: proteolysis.
UUGGCGAACACGAACGGAGGCUGGGGACGGUUUAGGGAGGGGGAGGGAGCGGAGUUGAUGAGGCGGCGGCGAGGGGGCGGAGAGGGAGAGAAGAGAAAAGAAGAGAAGGGGCCAGAAUGACACGGUUCGUGUGUUACUCAUUGUUUUCACGAAGGUGUGGUAGUAGGGCGCAAUGGUGUUAACUGCGUAUUUACUAAACGACGAAGGUGUGGUGGUAGUCGUUCCAGACGUCAGAUGCUAGUGACGAAGGAAGUGGGUUUCAUUGGUAGUGGUGGAGGUGGUGGUAGUGAGCGCGCGGCACACUUCGCGCUUCUCUUUGUAAGUUCUCACAGUAUCACGCACCUCGGGUUACUCUCGCAGGUGAAACAAACCGUUCCUCUAUUCGGGCGGCCGCGUAACCCGUCCAGAAUUUCUUUCGCGUUCUCCAUGAUCAAUCCGUGAACGGUGUUUACGAAAGCGCCACUGUGGAUCCAAUGUGUUCGAACGCGAGCGACGGCCUCGGCCCUUGUGACUGUUAUCGGUGUGCCGUGCCGCUGAGAAUCGCGUCUACCUGAGGGAAGAGAAGAGAAGCGAAUCGCACUUUAGCUCGGUGCUCCGUUCUGGACCACGUGCUUCGUGACCCGAUCUACGAUUUUCUUUCUUUUUCUUUUUUUUUUUUUCUUUCAAAUUUUCGAAUCGCCGCCCACGCUGACAGCGACCAGGCUCCGAAUCCUGCAGGUGACUCCGAUUCGCGGUGCUGCUGGAUAGUCUGUCAGAAUGUCUCGACUGAUUCUCCUCUUUGUCUCCAUGUUUGGAGCCUUUCAUGGAACCGUAGCUGCCUCGCAACACGUUAACAAAGAUCUCUCCAACCAGUACAAUGCUCGUUUUCACGCUUACGAGGAACCGUACGGUAUCGACUUCACAUAUCAUAAUUACGACCAAAUGAGUCGUUUUCUACGCGCAACAUCUCUUCGUUUCCAAAACCUAACUGCCCUGUACUCCAUUGGGAAAUCCGUGAAAGGUCGUGACUUGUGGGUGAUGGUUGUUUCCGCCUCCCCAUACGAACAUAUGAUUGGCAAACCUGACGUGAAAUAUGUAGCCAAUAUACAUGGGAACGAAGCCGUGGGGCGUGAAUUAAUGUUGCAUUUGAUUCACUACUUCGUGACGAAUUAUGGUUCGGAUCCGUACGUUACGUGGCUCCUCGACAAUACUAGGAUUCAUAUCCUUCCAUCGAUGAAUCCCGACGGUUUCGAGGUUUCGAAGGAAGGAUAUUGCGAAGGUGCUCAAGGGAGGUACAAUGCACGUGGUUUUGAUUUGAACCGAAACUUCCCCGACUACUUUAAGCAAAACAACAGGAAGGGCCAACCGGAAACGGAGGCUGUCAAAGAAUGGGUAUCAAAAAUCCAGUUCGUGUUAUCAGGAAGCUUACACGGAGGUGCCUUAGUUGCCAGUUACCCGUUCGAUAACACGCCAAAUUCACGAAUAUGCCGGUCAGCGCCGUUAUGCGCAGUGUUUCAGAGUUACACCUCGGCGCCAAGCAUAUCGCCCGACGACGACGUCUUCCAACACUUGUCGCUGGUGUAUUCGCAAAACCAUGGCUCCAUGUACCAAGGGCUGCCCUGUUCGGCAUCCCAGCCAGGAUUCAAGAAUGGCAUCACUAACGGCGCCCAAUGGUACCCGCUCACCGGAGGGAUGCAAGACUUCAACUACGUGUGGAACGGAUGCAUGGAGAUCACGUUAGAACUUUCGUGCUGCAAAUAUCCGCCAGCCAGCGACUUGCAGUUUUACUGGGACGAGAAUCGCGCGGCUCUUAUCAAGUUCUUAGCGGAAGCCCACAGAGGAGUACGUGGAUUCGUGGUCGAUGAAAACGGAAAUCCUAUCGAGAGAGCGUCCAUCAAAGUGAAAUCAAGAGAUGUCAGUUUCCUCACAACGAAAUAUGGCGAAUUUUGGAGAAUUUUAUUACCGGGAGUGUACAAACUCGAGGUAUACGCAAAUGGAUACCUUCCUCGAGAGGUAGAAUUUAGAGUGGUCGAGCAACAUCCAACCUCUUUCAACGUAACAUUGCAUAGGACGAGUAGACAUCAAACCGAGGAUGAAAAUGGCUCAAGUUUCUACAAUGGAAACAGAGACCAGGGUCACCGAGAUCAUGUGAUACAUUUUCGGCCACAUCCUGGUACCAACACAGCUCCCGACGCAAACAGUGGAAUUUUUUCAUCCCUAAGCAAUGGAUUUAACUCCUUCGUUAAUAAUUGGUUUGGAUGAUUAGCUGCUAGUUAACGAACAGCUGGUUCAGCCUCAUCGUUGUUGUUUCGUACAAAUAUCGCAUCGUUUCGAUUAUAAUCGCGCAAGAGUUGAGACUAGAAUUACGAAUGGCGAAAGCGAUCACGCUAAAAAUAGAAACGAUGCAACUUUGUUAAAAAAAUAUUUAAAUAUUCACGUUGUGAAAAUAUUUGAAUAUUUUGUUGUUGAAAAUGUUAUGGUUACUUGUUAUUCCGAUAUGUUACAGACAUUAGGGUAAAAGUAAAUGUUCCGAAUACGUUUCGUUUAGUUGGGCUCAGACAAUUUUGUAUGGACGAACAUUUUUUUUUUAAACUUUUAAUUUAAAACGAAAAAUGAAAAAUUGUUAAAAUUCAGAUGCAAUUUUAGUUUAUACCAUGAUACAGUUCGAAUGAAAAUUAUUUUCAUUGGUUCUCUUUCGUUUGAGUUUCGUAACAUUCUGCAAUUUUAAUAAUUUAUUAUUGACCUAAUUUAUUUGGCAUUAGCGCUAUUAAUGUUAUACUAUUAUCGUUAAUAUUAUUUUUAGUGUUAUUUAAAAACAUAUUUAUUUUGUAUGGUACAAAAAUAGGAAAUGUGUUCGGAAUAAAAUAGAAAACAGACGCUAAUUUAGAAAUGUUAAAAGUCGAAUUUUAGUAUGUAUAUAUUUGCAAUAAUACAUUGCAUAAACAAAAAGCACUGCCUUUACUCAAUUUUAGAGGCGAUAGUAAUGACAAUGUAAUAUCAAUAAAUAUCACAAAUUGUUGUUUUAUUUA